This is a messenger RNA of Bubalus bubalis (water buffalo), 1830 nucleotides long. It is a transcript of the gene HEXA, whose product is annotated as hexosaminidase subunit alpha. The transcript has 14 exons. The record is from RefSeq and is a predicted model, not a curated record. Gene Ontology annotation, molecular function: beta-N-acetylhexosaminidase activity. NCBI's taxonomy places the organism in Eukaryota, Metazoa, Chordata, Mammalia, Artiodactyla, Bovidae. Gene Ontology annotation, cellular component: membrane. Gene Ontology annotation, biological process: ganglioside catabolic process; glycosaminoglycan metabolic process; carbohydrate metabolic process. Bases 57 to 1646 code for a protein of 529 amino acids.
GACCAGGCUGUCACGUGGCCCGGCCGGCUGGGAGAGGGGAAGCAGACCGGCGGGCCAUGGCAGGCUCCACGCUCAGGUUUUCGCUGCUGCUGGCGGCAGCGUUCGCUGGGCGGGCGACGGCCCUGUGGCCAUGGCCCCAGUACAUUCAGACCUCUGAGCUGCGGUACACCAUCUUCCCGCAAAGCUUCCAAUUCCAGUACCAUCUCAGUUCGGCCGCGCAGGUGGGCUGCUCCGUCCUCGACGAGGCCUUCCAACGCUACCGUGACCUGCUCUUCGGCUCUGUGACUUUCCGUUUUCCCCACCCCAUAGAAAAACGGCAUACAUCAGAGAAGAAUUCAUUGGUGGUCCUUGUUGUCACUCCUGGAUGUGACCAGUUUCCUUCUUUGGGGUCUGUAGAGAACUACACACUGACCAUAAAUGAUGAGCAGAGUCUCCUCCUCUCCGAGACUGUCUGGGGCGCCCUGCGAGGUCUGGAGACAUUUAGCCAGCUUAUUUGGAGAUCUCCUGAGGGCACGUUCUAUGUCAACAAGACGGAUAUUGAGGACUUCCCUCGCUUCCCUCACCGGGGCUUGUUGCUGGAUACGUCUCGCCAUUACCUGCCACUGGCUAGCAUCCUGGACACUCUGGAUGUCAUGGCAUACAAUAAAUUCAACGUUUUCCACUGGCAUCUAGUCGAUGACUCUUCUUUCCCAUACGAGAGCUUCACUUUUCCAGAACUCACCAAAAAGGGGUCCUACAACCCUGCCACCCACAUCUACACAGCACAGGAUGUGAAGGAGGUGAUUGAAUAUGCGCGGCUUCGGGGUAUCCGGGUGCUGGCAGAGUUUGACACUCCUGGCCACACUCUGUCCUGGGGGCCAGGUGUCCCUGGAUUAUUAACUCCUUGCUACUCUGGGUCUCACCCCUCUGGCACCUUUGGGCCAGUGAAUCCGGCUCUCAACAAUACCUACGAGUUUAUGAGCACAUUCUUCUUGGAGAUCAGUACUGUUUUCCCAGAUUUUUAUCUGCACCUUGGAGGAGAUGAGGUUGAUUUCACCUGCUGGAAGUCCAACCCAGAUAUCCAGGCCUUUAUGAAGAAGAAAGGCUUUGGUGAUGACUUCAAGAAGCUGGAAUCCUUCUACAUCCAGACGCUACUGGACAUUGUCUCUGCCUAUGGCAAGGGCUACGUGGUGUGGCAGGAGGUGUUUGAUAAUAAAGUAAAGGUUCGACCAGACACAAUCAUCCAGGUAUGGCGAGAAGAGAUACCAGUAAAAUACGUGAAGGAGUUGGCACUGGUCACCAGAGCUGGCUUUCGGGCCCUGCUUUCUGCCCCCUGGUACCUGAACCAUAUAACUUAUGGCCCUGACUGGAAGGAGAUCUAUCUGGUGGAGCCCCUGGCAUUUGAAGGUAGCCCUGAGCAGAAGGCCCUGGUGAUUGGCGGAGAGGCCUGUAUGUGGGGAGAGUAUGUGGACAGCACAAACCUGGUCCCCAGGCUCUGGCCUAGAGCAGGGGCUGUUGCCGAGAGGCUGUGGAGCAACAAGAUGGUGUCCAACCUGGACUUUGCCUUUAAACGUCUGGCACACUUCCGCUGUGAGCUGCUGAGGCGUGGUGUCCAGGCCCAGCCCCUCAGCGUAGGCUACUGUGACAUGGAGUUUGAACAAACCUGAACAAGUAGCCCCCGGCACCAAGGAGGGUGCUGGCCCUAGGAGAGCGGAAGCGGGGCCAGGCUUCCACUGCACCCCGCCCACGGGAUGGAGCCCCUUGCCCACGUGCCCCUGUGCCUAGAGACAAGGGGGCUGGUGCUGGCGCUGGCGUCCAAUAAAGAGUGAUGUGGCGUUUUUCUAUAACAAA